AAUCGUCGUCAUCGUGAUGACGGAAGAGAUCCCAUGUCUCAGAACCGAACGCUUGGAAGUGUCUGAAUUGUGUGUGAUGGAUUUUUUCUGUUUAUGUAUUGAGAUGUACUAACUUUGCGACAGCAUGGUUUUUGAGUCACUGGUGAGUGAUCUCCUGAACAAGUUCAUUGGUAAUUAUGUGGAAAACCUUGACAAGUCUCACCUGAAGAUCGGCAUUUGGGGAGGCAAUGUUGUCCUUGAAAACCUGAGGGUGAAGGAAAACGCUUUGAGUGAGUUGGAUGUACCCUUUAAGGUGAAGGCAGGGCAGAUCGGUAAGCUGAGUUUGAAGAUCCCUUGGAAGAACCUGUAUAAUGAAGCAGUGGAGGCGACACUAGAGGACCUUUAUGUCCUUGUGGUACCUGGAGCGACAAUUAAGUAUGAUGCUGAGAAGGAGGAACGCUACUCGCAGGAAGCUAAGCAGAAAGAAUUGCAGCGCAUCAAUGAUGCCCUUCAAACUGCAGCACACAGAGACUCUCCGCAUGGAGAGAUCUUGCUUAAUUUGGAAAAUUAUGUGUACAAAGACUCUCCCUUGGGACAAAAACAUAAAAAACAUAAAAAAACCUUUAGGAAAUCUAAACACACCAAACAAAAGUCAGAGAAUCCGCAAGAGGAGAAAAAAGACUCAUUUGUAGAGAAACUUGCCACUCAGGUCAUCAAAAACGUACAAGUGAAAGUCACCAACAUCCACAUCAGAUAUGAAGAUAAUGUAUCAAAUCCACAAAAGCCCCUUUCAAUUGGUGUGACCCUUGCAGAGCUGAGUCUGCAGACUACAGAUGAGAAUUGGAAGGCGUGUAUCCUUGAUGAAGCCUCCAAAAUAUUUUAUAAGCUGGGUCGUUUGGACUGCCUGUGCAUGUACUGGAACGUGAACAGCCCUACCCUGUCCUCCGGGUCAUGGGAGGAUAUUGUGCAUAAGCUGAAAGCUGGGAUCAGCAGCAAGGACCAGGAGCUGAAAGAGUUUCAGUACAUAUUUAAACCUGUAUUUGCCACGGCACAGAUCUGUAUCAGCCCCAAUGCAGAGAUUGAGCUCAAGUCACCUAAAGUCACCCUGCACCUAGAGGUUGAAAAGAUUGCUCUUGAGAUGACCAAACCUCAGUACAUGACUAUGGUGGAACUGCUGGAGUCCUUUGACUACAUGGUGAAGAAUGCUCCUUACAGAAAGUUCCGGCCAGAUGUUCCCGUUCAUACCAAUGCCAGGCAGUGGUGGCAGUAUGGUAUUCAGAGUAUAUUGGAGGUACACAUCCGACGACUGAAAGAGGUGUGGAGCUGGCCUCAUAUCAGACAACAUCGCCAUCGACUUCGUGCAUACCGAGCUGCCUACCAAAGCCAUCUCAUGCAGGGCAAAACAAAGGGUGACAUGGACACACAGAUCAAGGAGCUGGAGAAGGUUCUAGAUGUGUUUAACAUUACAAUGGCACGCCAGCAAGCCCAGAUGGAGGUCAUUAGGUCAGGUCAAAAGAUCGUGGCCACAAAAGGAGGUGCCCAGAAGCAGAGUGGAGGAUUCUUCAGCAGCCUUUUUGGGCGGAAAGGAAGUGGAAAGAGAAAAGAAGGGGAGGGUGAGGAGGAGGAGGAGGACACAAAGUUAAAGGCUCUGGAUGCCAUCUUGACAUCAGAGGAGAAAGGAAAACUCUACACUGCCAUUGGCUACAGUGGCAGUUCACAUAAUCUUACACUGCCAAAGCAGUAUGUUGCUGUGAUUGUAAGUGUUAAGCUGAUGAAGACUUCCAUCACUCUGAGGGAGGCAGAGAAUGUUCCAGAAACCCUGAAAGUCCAGAUGGUUGAUCUCACAACUAAGAUCUCACAGAGACCAGGAGCCCAGGCCAUCAAGCUGGAAGCUGGCCUGGAGCACUGGUACGUGACGGGGUUACAGCAGCGGGGGCUGGUGCCUUCCAUCAUUGCAUCAAUGGGCAGUAACACCUCUUCAUUGCUCAACAUUCAAUUUGAAGUGAAUCCUGAAGACACAACUGCUGAUCAGCUUCUGUACAUCCAAUCACAGCCUGUGGAGAUCAUCUAUGAUGCAGUUACUAUCAACACCUUGGCAGAGUUUUUUAAGGCAACAAAGGGGGUUGACUUGGAAGUCCUUACCUCGGCAACACUCAUGAAACUAGAGGAGAUAAAAGAGAAAACUGCAGCCGGUCUGUCUCACAUCAUACAGACACGGAAGGUUCUAGACCUGAGAAUCAACCUGAAGCCCUCAUACUUUAUGUUGCCAUCCUCGGGCUUCAAUGAUGCUGAAUCUGACUUGAUGAUACUUGACUUUGGUAGUUUGCAGUUAACAAGUGUGGAUCAGGCCUCUCAACAGUUUUCAGCCAGCUCAUCCCUGGAAGAAGUAAUGGACCAAGCUUAUGAGCGAUAUUCACUAGAACUGCGAAAUGUUCAGUUAUUGUACUGCAGAGCAGGUCAGAACUGGAAGGCAGCCCAUCAGAAAGGCUCCUCCCCUCAGCACAUACUGCAGCCGAUGGAUUUCACCCUCCAGCUUAGCAAGUGUAUGGUGGACCAAGAUGCCAGGAUGCCAAGGUUUAAGUUGUUGGGGGAAUUGCCACUGCUGCAUGUUAAAGUCUCUGAACAGAAGAUCAAGGGAAUGUUCAACCUACUGACAAGCAUUCCUUUACCCUCUACAGAGGAUCCCCUCACACCUACUAAGAAGGUUUUGGCUCCACCUCUGUCAAACACAACCAAGAUUAUAAAUGCCUCUGCUCUACUGGAUCUGGACACAGACACUGAAGAGGACGCCAGUGAUCUCUCUCAGGAUGAAGAUCUCCAGAAAAAGGCAAAAGCUGAGUUAACUGACUUGCAAUUCAAGUUUGAAGUCAAAGAGGUCUUGCUGCAGCUGACACAGGAUGGUUCCGGUGAACAGUGUGUGUUAGCUUGUGUUUGUCAGCUUGGUGCUGAGGGGAAACUCCGAACAUAUGACAUGACUGUCACAUCAUACUUGCACAAGGUCAGCUUGGACUACUGUGAAGACUCUCUCAAUCAGCCACUGCAUUUGAUCCGUUCUUCUGAUGCCCAUGACAAUGAUCUCCUGAAAGUAGUCUUUGUCAAAGCUGAUCCUAAUGGGCCACAUUUUCUGGACAUAUUUGAGAACACUGAAGGAACUCUUAAGGUGGAGUUCUCCUCUCUGGACUUUCUCCUUCAUACCAGAGCACUGCUGUCAUGCAUACAAUUAUUAAACUCUGCCAUGCCUGGAGAGCUGCGGACCGGCGGAGACAAACAAGACAGAAGCCACCAUAAGAAGGACUUGGAAAAGACAGGGGUGAAGGGACCCAAAGAUGCAGGUGCUGUGGCCUUGAAGGUGGUGGCUGUCCUGGGAUCCUUUGGAAUCAGGGUGUGUGACGACCAAGCUGAUAUAGCUGACAUCAGAAUACGAGGAAUUGAGGCAUCUGCUAUGGUCCAGUCGAAGAAGACAGAGAUGUUUGUUAGGCUGAAGGAUAUUGUGGUGAUGGACAUCAACCCAAAAACAGUCCAUAAAAAGGUGGUCUCCAUUGUUGGCGAGGAGGUGUUCAACUUUAAGAUGUGUCUUUACCCCAACUCUACCGAAGGAGAGGCCUACUUAGACACUGCGAAGGUUGAUGGGAAGGUUACCCUUAGGACGGGCUGCAUCCAGAUUGUGUAUCUACACACAUUUUUUAUGUCUCUGCUGGUGUUCGUGGAUAACUUCCAGGCAGCCAAAUCAGCCCUGACGGCCGCGACCUCUCAGGCAGCAGAAAGGGCAGCGAGCAGCAUGAAGAAAUUUGCUGAGAAGAGUUUCCGUCUGUCCAUGGAUGUCAAACUCAAAGCGCCCCUCGUCAUCAUUCCCCAGUCCUCUUCUUCCCAUAAUGCAUUACUGGUUGACCUUGGACUCAUUACCGUGAGCAACUGUUUCAGCCUGGUUCCAUCUAAUGAAGGACCCCUCCCCCCACUUCUGGAGACUAUGGAGAUCAAACUUACCCAACUCAAACUGGUCAGGUACAUGAUUAGGACAAAUCUAAAGGGGACGAUGUCCUCUCAGGCUGAGACAGAGCUUCUGAAGCCCAUCAAUUUGGAGCUCCAGGUCAAACGCAACCUUUCCUCAACCUGGUUUUCUAAAAUCCCUGCCCUGGAGGUGCAAGGAGUCCUCAAGGCAAUGAACAUCUGUCUGGGGGAAGAAGACUUCAGUCUCCUAACAAAGAUCAUGAUGGACAACAUUGGAGAAGAAACAAGCAGAUCCUGUGAUGUGAAUAAAGCAGCUAGCACAGAGUGUCAUCAGAAUGAAGAGAUGACAUGUUCUUUACCUGAAGAGCUGACUGUUUCGCCAUCAUCAGAAGCAGGAGUUCCCCAGUUAAUCUCUAAUGGAGACCUUGGGGAAAACACAGUUAACAUUCUGCUCAACUUUGAAAUCAAGGAGGUUACAUUGAGACUGAAGAAGUCUGAUGGGGGAACGGAGAGUCCCUUUCUAGACAUGAAUGUUUCGCAGCUUGGUAUCAACAUGACAACACGCAAAUAUGACCUGUGUGCCACCACUUAUAUCCAAGCAAUCUCUCUGAAGUGUCUACAGUUCUUAGACAGAAAUGGGGAACCUCUCUGCCUGGUGAACUCUACAGCGGAGUGUGGAACAGAGCUUCUCAAAGUGCAGUAUGCCAAGGUAAUGUAUGAAACAGAGCUUCUCAAAGUGCAGUAUGCCAAGGUAAUGUAUGAAACAGAGCUUCUCAAAGUGCAGUAUGCCAAGGUAAUGUAUGGAACAGAGCUUCUCAAAGUGCAGUAUGCCAAGGUAAUGUAUGGAACAGAGCUUCUCAAAGUGCAGUAUGCCAAGGUAAUGUAUGGAACAGAGCUUCUCAAAGUGCAGUAUGCCAAGGUAAUGUAUGGAACAGAGCUUCUCAAAGUGCAGUAUGCCAAGGUAAUGUAUGGAACAGAGCUUCUCAAAGUGCAGUAUGCCAAGGCUGACAAGAAUGGGCCAAACUUCACAACUACCUAUAAGAACACCGAACAAAUAAUAAGUAUCUUGUUCUCCUCUCUGGAUGUGAAGCUGCACACUGAGGCCCUUCUCUCUGUGAUGAACUUCUUCUCAACUGUGGUCACCCCUUCACCUUCAAGCACAGUCACUGCAGACAUAGAGACCAAACCCACAGGUUCAAGAACACAUGCCAACAGAGUUGAGGUUCCAGGGUCUUCUGGUGACGGUGGUGUGAUUGAUCUGAAGAUCUUGAUGAAGCUUGAGGCAUUCAAUGUGCUGUUAUGUGACCUGAGCUGCAGUAUAGCUGAUGUCAAGAUCCAGGGCCUGCAAGGUUUGCUGUUGAAGCAGCAGUCCGACAUGCAUGUCUCCACCAGCCUCCGAGAUUUCAUCAUAGAGAAUGUGGAUCCUCACACUAUACACACCAAGGCCGUUUCCAUCGCUGGCGGAGAAGUUUUCAAUCUCAGCAUGAGCUUGACUCCUAAGGCUACAGAAGGUUCUGGAUACGCAGACAUGAGCAAGAUGGAUGGGUGUGUCAACCUGUGUGUGGGCUGCAUCCAGGUGGUCUAUCUACACAAAUUUGUCAUGUCACUGCUGAACUUCUCCAAUCACUUCCACAUGGCCAAAGAGGCUCUGAGUGCUGCCACGACUCAAGCAGCAGAGAGGGCUGCCAGCAGUGUGAGGGAUCUCGCCCAGAAAAGUGUCCGUCUGUCUUUGGACGUAAACCUAAAAGCACCCGUCAUCAUUAUUCCUCAGUCCUCAACGUCUCCUAAUGCGCUGCAUGUUGACCUGGGCCUCAUCACUGUAGACAACACCUUCAGCUUGCUCCCUGUGGGGGAGGGGCCCCUACCAGUUGUGAUCGAGCACAUGAAUGUGAACCUCACACAGCUCAAGCUUUCCAGAGUGUCUACUCUACAGCAGAACAAGAGUACUGAGCUGCUGGAACCUGUCAAUCUGGUGUUGGCUGUGCAGCGGAACCUGGCCUCUUCCUGGUAUUGGAGUCUGCCAGCCGUCGAAAUACAUGGGGACCUGAAGCCAAUGAAGGUAUCACUGAGUCAGGAGGAUCUUAGAAUGGCUCUAAGUAUUCUGAUGGAGAAUACAGGAGAGGCCAGCUGUGGAGACGUUCAAAAGACACUUGACUUCGAGCGUGACAGCGCCUCAAUGCAGAAUUCCACACUAAAAGAUGUAGGUGUGGACAAUAACCCAGAGACUGCAGAGCCUUCUGGAGAGAAGAUGGAGACCCUGAAGUUCAGCUUCAAUGUGAACUCUCUUGGGCUGGUGCUGUUCGGUGGCCACUCUCAGAAGGAAUCAGUGCAAAUUAUGCACCAGCCUUUUGGAGAAUUCACACUGCAUCAAAUAAGAGCCGAGGGCAGGGUGAUGUCGGACAGCAGUCUUGAAAUAUCUACUGUCCUGAAGACCUGCACUUUACACGACCACAGGACCACUGGUGAAAGAGUCUCAUCUAGAAUGCUGGGGAGGCGAGAUGAGGAGAGUUCUGCUGCCAUGAUUGAUGUGGCAUACACACAGAACAGAAGUGAUAGAAAGGUCGUAGUUGUUCUGCAAAACCUUUAUCUGUGUGCCAGUGUGGAGUUUCUGUUGGCGGUGGCUGACUUCUUCAUCCAGGCCAUGCCCCAAACUAAAGUGGAUAAAGCUAACCAGCUUCAGGUGAAACAGCUUUCAGAUGCCAGGGGUGCUGCACAAACCCCCUCAGUGUGGAUGCAGAAGACCUAUGUGCAUGCCGUUGUGGUGGACCCUGAGGUCGUGUUUGUGGCAAAUCAAGCAUGCGCACAAGCUCCAUCUUUGGUAGCGUCAUUCCAAUGUGACUGCCACCUCAAGUCAGACGGGAGUCUUGUUAGCUUGUCAUCCAACAUCAGGGACCUGCAACUGCUUGCUUGUCCUUUCAUACGCAAGCAAGAAGACAAGUCUGUCACAACAGUGCUGCAUCCAUGUUCAGUUAAGCUGGAAGGCAAAAUGGAGGGGAAUGGUCCUCUCCACGGCUAUGUGGAUAUAGAGGAAGUCAUCAUCAAGAUAUCUCCAGUUAUCAUAAACACAGUUUUGACAAUAACUACAGCCAUGACUCCUAAAGCACCAGCGGAGCUAUGUGAAGUGUGUCCAUCUGACUUCAGCAAACUGUGGAACGUCAUGGACAUCAACAGCUGCAACUCCUGGUUCCUGGGAGUUGAUUCUGCGCAUGAAAUGACCGAGAAUUUCAGUGAUGCCAAGGAACGUUCUGUGGACGAGAGCUUCAGGUUUCAGGUGAAAGUGGUCCAGUUGACCUUGGAGUCUGGGCUGGGUCACCGCACCGUCCCUCUGCUGCUGGCGGAGUCCUCUCUCACCAUGGACGCACACAACUGGACCUCACAGCUGAAGCUCAAUGCCGACAUGACACUAGAGGUUAAUUACUUCAAUGAAAUUCAUGCUGCCUGGGAACCACUGAUAGAAAGAGUGGUUGAUGGCCACCGCAGAUGGAAACUCAGCUUGGAGAUGAAGACCAAUCCUACUCGAGAUAAGAGCCCAGUGCCUGGCGAUGACUUCAUCGUGUUUCCUGAUCCUCAGACAGCCAUCACCAUAAGCUCCUCUGACACCAUGAACAUUACCCUUUCCAAAUGCUCCCUCUCUGUCUUCAGUAACCUGGCCAAGGCCUUCUCUGAGGGGGCAGCCUCUUCCUUUGACUAUUCUCUGAAAGAAAAGGCUCCAUUCACCAUCCAGAAUGCUCUGGGUCUUCCCAUGUUUAUUCAGCACAGCAGCAACCUCCGUAUCGUGGACAGCCCUGGGAGUGGCAAGCUGCAUGAGGUGGCUGCAGGCGAGAGCAUUGACAUGACCUACUCCGAGCUCAAGCCCCUCGCUCGAGGAAGCCUCUCGGCCCUUCAGAGACAGGAGAGCUUGGUGUUCCUGGGCAUGGCCCCUGCAGGUUACAGUGAGAUCUCUAGCAUUCCCAUCAAUAAACCCACCAGGCGGCUCUAUAAUGUCCGAGGACCGCAUGCACGUGAGGUGGUGUCGGUGCUGCUGCAGGUUGAUGCCAAACAGGGUAACAAGGUCAUCACUGUCAGAUCUCCUCUUCAGAUCAAAAACCAUUUUUGUGUGCCCUUUGCCAUCCUGAAAUACUGCCCGACGAGUGGGGACAUGGUCACUGUAGGCAUCGCCCAACCAGAGAAAGAGUUACAUGUCACGUUGGAGUCCUACAGGUGUCAGCUCUUCCUGCUUCCUAUUGGUGAUUUGGAGGGUCAGUACUCGGCCUCCGCUACAUGCAUCACCUGGAGGGAGAAUGUCCACAUGAGCUCCGAGGUUCAAUCGCUCCUCCUGUGCCCAGCUAGCAGUGUCAGCUUUCUUCCACUGGUGGUCAAGACACUGGCAGUACCUGAUGAGCUGACUUUCAUAGCUAGUCAAGGGGAGACGGACUGGGACCCUGCCUACGUCAUUCACUUGUAUCCAGCAGUGACUAUUCGCAAUCUCCUGCCUUACUCCAUACGGUACUUGCUAGAGGGCUCUGCACAAUUCAAUGAAAUAUCUGAGGGCAGCAUGUCUGAUGUCCUGAACACUCGCAUAUCUGGUGAAAUCAUGGAACUUAUGUUGAUCAAGUAUCAGGGUCGGAACUGGAGUGGACGGAUGAAGAUCCAUGACAGCCUAGCAGAGUUCUCCUCUGUGUGCCUGAUCAGUGAGACGUCGGAGGAGCUGACGGUGGAUCUCUAUGUCCACGUGUCCAAGACCAAUGGAAACAUGAUGCUCUCUGUCUUCAGUCCUUACUGGAUCAUCAACAAGACAUCCCGAGUGCUGCAGUAUAGUGCUGAGGACAUCUGUGUUAAACACCCAUCAGACUUCAGAGAUGUCAUUCUUUUUUCCUUCAAAAAGAAGAACUUCUUUAGCAAGAGCAAAUUGCAGCUGAGUGUGUCGACAAGCUCCUGGUCAGAUGCCUUCUCUCUGGACACAGUUGGAAGUUAUGGCUGUGUCCGGUGCCCAGACAAGAACAUGGACUACCUGGUUGGUGUCAGUAUCCAGAUGAGUAGUUUCAAUCUGAGCCGCGUAGUCAUCAUGACCCCCUUCUUCAUGCUGGCCAAUCAGAGCUGUUUGGAAUUAGAGGUGGGGGAGGUGCCAAGUGGGAACCAUUCCUCCAAGAACCGAUGGCACUAUACUGCCUCCAAAGAGUGUGUACCGCUUUGGCCAGAGCUGAGCACCAGUAAACUCUGCGUUCGAGUGGUGGGAUCGGAGGUGGCUUCCAAGUGUUUCUACUUCAACAAACAGGACAAUGGCACCCUGCUCAGAGUCGAUGGGUAUGGAGGUCUGCUUGUAGAUGUCAAUAUCUUGGAUCACUCAACUGUCGUCAGCUUCUCGGACUACUAUGAAGGCGCCGCUCCUGCGCUGCUGAUCAACCAUGCAUCCAGAGCCAGCAUUCUCUUCCAACAGAGUGGAUGCGAUGUCCAUCAUGCACUCCAGCCAGGGGAAGUACAGCGGUUCGCCUGGGAUGACCCUUCAGGGGUUCGUAGACUCAGCUGGAGCUUCAGAGAACACUCUGGAGAACUAGACCUGGUCAAGGAUGAGUAUGGCUCAUUUCCAAUGGAUGGCGCAUGUCAGGUGCACUGGGUGAGCUUUCUUGAUGGGCGGCAGCGUGUGUUGCUCUUCACAGAGGAUGUUGCCGUGGUAGCCAAAGCACGUCAGGCUGAAGACCUGGAGCAGUUUCAGCAAGAAUUCAGUGUGUCUCUCCAGAACCUGGGGCUCUCCCUGAUCAACAACAAGAACAAGAGAGAGAUUGCCUAUGUGGGCAUCACUAGUUCAGGGGUGGUCUGGGAGCAGAAGCCAAAGAACCGGUGGAAGUCUUUCAAUGUUAAAAACAUCAGCCUACUUGAGAAGGCAUAUCAAAACCAUCUUUCAGCAGCUAAAGAGCCUUGCUGGGUGAAGAUAGAAAGCAAUCUAGAGGUCCAUUUUGGAACGGUGCCGAUGCAGAUGCGGCAGCCUUACUCCUGUCACAUUCGGAGGAAUUCCCUGGCUGGGAUUCAGGUUGAAUACAAGCAGUCGCCACACCAGCGGUGUCUGAGGGCACAGCUUCACUGGUUACAGGUGGACAACCAGCUCCCUGGCGCCAUGUUCCCAGUGGUCUUCCACCCUGUGCCUCCACCCAAGUCCCUGUUCCUGGACUCAGAGCCCAAGGCAUUCAUUGAUGUGAGCAUUAUCACCAGAUUUAAUGAACACAGCCAAGUCAUGCAGUUCAAGUACUUCAUGGCACUCGUACAGGAGAUGGCAGUGAAGAUUGAUCAGGGUUUCUUAGGAGCAAUCAUCACUCUGUUUACACCCGCUGUGGACUCAGAGUUCAGUAAGAAGCAGCUCAUUGUGAAAGAUUUAGACACACUGCAGGAGCAGCUGAUGGAAUCUUCUAGAACAGACAGUUCAGGCCUCAGCUUCUUUGAACAUUUUCAUAUCUCUCCUAUCAAAUUACACCUGAGCCUCUCUCUGGGCUCCAGUGCAGAGGAGGCUGAGGAGCAGGAGAUGGCAGCGGUCCAGUCCUUCAAUCUGCUACUGAAGAGUUUUGGAGCGACCCUUACUGAUGUGGAUGAUCUGAUCUUUAAACUUGCAUUCUUUGAAGUCCGUUUCCAGUUCUACCGCAAGGAAAAGUUGAUGUCAGCGGUCAUUCGCCAUUACUCUGAGCAGUUCCUGAAGCAGAUGUAUGUAUUGGUGUUGGGACUGGACGUGCUAGGGAAUCCGUUUGGUCUAAUCAGAGGCCUGUCAGAGGGAGUGGAGGCCUUUUUUUAUGAACCAUUCCAGGGAGCGGUACAGGGGCCAGAGGAAUUUGCAGAGGGCUUUGCCAUUGGGGUACGCAGUCUUCUGGGACACACAGUGGGAGGAGCAGCAGGAAUGGUAUCACGGAUCACUGGCUCUGUGGGUAAAGGUUUGGCGGCCAUGACCAUGGAUAAGGAGUACCAGCAGAAACGCAGAGAGGAGAGAAACAGGCCUCCCAAAGAUUUUGGAGAGAGUCUCGCCAAAGGAGGGAAGGGUUUCCUGAAGGGCUUUGUUGGGGGUGUGACUGGAAUCGUCACCAAGCCUGUAGAAGGUGCAAUGAAAGAGGGUGCAGCUGGCUUCUUUAAGGGGAUUGGAAAAGGACUGGUUGGAGUUGUUGCCAGGCCAACUGGAGGCAUUGUUGAUAUGGCCAGCACUACCUUUCAGGGGAUUCAGAGGGUGGCGGAAUCAGCCGAGGAAGUGAGUAAAAUACGCCCAGUGCGUCUCAUUCGGGAAGACGGGGUGAUACGGCCAUACAACUUACAAGAAGCCCAAGGCUAUGACUUUUACCAGAGGUCAGAGAUUAAGCAGGAGGAAGGGGAGGUCUUCAGGGAACACUUCGAUUACCCUGGACACAGGAAGACUAAAAUAAUCAUAACCAACAGGCGGGUAAUGUGUGUGAAGCAGAUAGAGUUUGUUGGUCACUUCAGCAAAGACUGGGAGUAUUUUCACGACCACUUCUCUAAGCCACCCAGUGUAGAGGGGACACACCUCCAGCUCUACUGUAAGGGGCAGAAUAAAUUGAGGAUGUCUAAGAAAGACAGCGAGGAAGUGAGGGUUGUGGCCAUGAAACACGCUGAACUUGCUGAGAAAUUGCGGGAUGCCAUAGCGAGCGCCCAGGUGACUCAGCACCAACAGCAGAUGACACGCCAGCAGUCUCAACGUCUCCACAAGCCUGGAACAAAUGCUUAAUAUUUUACGGAUCGUCUAAAUAUUGACUCUCUCACACAGUCAGAAAAUAUUUAAAUGAAAAGCUAUCAGUGUAUUCAUUUUGCUAUCUGUGUAUUCAUGUUUCUUUCAAAACAAUUAUUUGCUACCAGAUUAAUUUGCUAUUCCAUUUUGAACAUAAAUAAAAUGAUUGAAUAUUUCAUUGUAGAAUAUUUGUUUCUGUAUUAAUUAUAUAUAUAGAUCUAUAGAUAUAUAUAUUUUGCUGAAGAGAAUUUUAGAUAUAAUCCCCUCUACAAAGACUGUAAACCAACCGCCUCCAUCAGGAGGUACACUGAAGGUGUCAGAGCCUGCCUGCAAAGACAUUUGCUAGAGAAGAUCCCAUCAUUGAUAACCUGAACAUCUCAUAAAGACGUUUAUAACCAACACCUCGGAAUGCACAGACACAUUUAGGAUCCUCAAAUAACAUGCAGAACUUAAUGGCAUAAUAUUUUUAGCAUGUGGGCUGAAUUUGACAUUUGGAAAUUCAAAAUGUGUCCAAAAAUUCUAUCCUUUAUCACAUUUUAUAUUUUAUUGUUGUACAGUUUAAGUGUACAGUGGUGGUGUGAUUUCCCUUAAAUAUUCAGCAGAUUAUCUCCACAGAAAGUUAGGUAAUUGUAAUUUUUGGUCCACAUAUUAUGAAUACAGCUCAGUGAAUAUGUAGCUAGCUAGUCUGCUCUCUUGCUACACAGCCCUACAAUAUUGCACAGUAACUAUGCUAGCAGUGAAUAUUCACUAAGUGUGAAACUGAGAACGUUUACUUUUACGUUUUUAAACUGGCCAGCCAAAUUGAUUACAGGUAGUUAAUGAUAUAGUAUUAAAUGUGUACGUAUUCAUGAAGUCAUUUUUUAUGAUUUUGUUGAUCUGACCCUUGACCCUAAUUAUGUAGUAACUGCUCUCACUACUCUGCCCAAAGUGCAGUGACUACAAUGUUGCUUUUUACUUUCUCCUUUGGUGUGGUAUUUUCAAAAUAAAAAAUAUUGUUUAAGAAUAAA
Clupea harengus (Atlantic herring) is the source of this 12627-nucleotide messenger RNA. It is a transcript of the gene vps13c, whose product is annotated as vacuolar protein sorting 13 homolog C. Gene Ontology annotation, biological process: protein retention in Golgi apparatus; protein targeting to vacuole; mitochondrion organization. Bases 125 to 11620 code for a protein of 3831 amino acids. Lineage: Eukaryota; Metazoa; Chordata; Actinopteri; Clupeiformes; Clupeidae. The transcript is spliced from 85 exons. The record is from RefSeq and is a predicted model, not a curated record.